AGCAAGCGAUACGCUUGCUUUUUUUUAAAUCCUUAAUUGGUCACAUAGGGAGACCAAGGAACGACUUCAAGUCCGACAGCAAGACGUGACAUGAACAUAUCAUUACUUAGUUGUUAAUUUGCUUUGCAAAUAAUUAAAAAUACAUAAAAAAGAAUUAAUCAUUCGAUAUGAUAAAGAUGAAUCCAGUGAGGCGUUCCUUGGAGAUUUCUGAAGACUUGUUGAGUUCUUAAUUUUGUAGAACGAUAUUACGGCCUCUUUAUUUGGAGUUUUAAGCUUAAUGAUUUACAAGAGUUACAUGAUGUCGGGUUGUGUUACUAAAUUUAUAAACAUUAACGCACGUGACCGUACUAUUCUCAAAUACGAUUAUUAGUCAAUCAACACAAAUGUUUUGUAAACUUUGAACAGAAAUAUACAACUUUAGAAAACCACUGUAACCGUAGAUGGGGUCUAAUUAAAACGUACAAAAGAUGAUUCCUGAAAUAUAUUUCAGAAUAUUUUUCUCAUUUACAAUGAUUUCUUUGUUUGCUGUUUGUAAAAGUUUUGAUGAAUACAAACCGGACAUAGCUCGACUUGGUAAAACAAAGAAAUCCAAAAUGGGUGAAAAAACAGCAAUAGGUACUUUCACUAAUGUUAUAACCCAGAUUCAAAAUUUACCAACUAUGGAAUUUGGACGAAAAUUUAGGACUCCUUGUAAAACGGGUAACAAAUGCGGAAAGGUAAUAAAAAGACUUAUGGUACCGAAAUUGGCACAACUGGAAAAUACAAUUAUGGGUAUAAUGAAGGAGCUGUCAAAAAUGCCACCAGGUGCCCGACUACCCGAUAAAUAUACAAAGACCGAACCGAUAAAAUUAUUACUGGAUCAAAAUUAUAAGGAAGACGUAUGCAUGGACAAACUGGAAUCUUGUUUAAAAGAAGAUAAACGACGCAAGAGGAUUCUGAAGAAGUUAUUCUUUAAGAAAUACAACGCAAUGAGACAGGAGCUUAUUGGUUACGGUGGAAGACGACUUUGGGGCGGAGAAGGGAACUUGUUCUAUAAAUAAUGAU
Molecule: messenger RNA, 1044 nt
Organism: Papilio machaon (common yellow swallowtail)
Lineage: Eukaryota; Metazoa; Arthropoda; Insecta; Lepidoptera; Papilionidae
Exons: 4
Coding region: 468-1040 (190 amino acids)
Source: RefSeq, a predicted model, not a curated record